GAAUGUCAAGGUUGUGAUCUAAGUUAUCACAUUGACGGAGUGUGCCGGAGAAAAAUCAUGAAUUGUAGACUUAUUCUGAACGGGCGUUUAUUUCUCACUGGAAGUAUGAAGAUACGACCAAACCUUUUUGCUAAUAUGUGCAGUGAUGUGAAAGCAGCAUCAUCUCUAGAUUCUGAAUCGGUUCUAUCGAGACCUUUACCCUUAAUGACUUCAAGAGAGUUAUAUAGAGUCCCAAAACAUCAGCAAGCAAAACAGGCUUGGUUGGAAACUUUAUCAAUCAUUAAUGAUAAGAAGUUGGGAAUAGUUGACCUGCAUCCCGACAUAUUUGCCACCUUUCCUCGAAUCGAUGUCCUUUGGUGGAAUACCCAUUGGCAAUCUAGAUAUAAGAAAGUGAAUUAUGAAUUUGUACGUAAUCGUGCUGAAUUACCUGGAGGAGGCCGUAAACCUUGGCCUCAAAAAGGAACUGGUAGAGCCAGACAUGGCAGUAUUCGAUCUCCUUUGUGGAUUGGAGGCGGUAAAACAUUUGGACCUAGGGGUCCCAGAGGAUACUUUUUUAUGUUAGGCAAAAAAAUGAGAGUAUUGGGAUUACGAACAGCUUUAUCUUGUAAAUUCGCUCAAGAUAAUUUGCACAUAGUCAACGACCUCUGCCUGCCGACUGAUGAACCAGGUUAUUUGGAAGAGCUAAUAGAAAGUCGUGGCUGGGGAUUAUCUGUUCUUUUUGUAAAUGAGUAAGUUGUAACUUGUUUGCUUUAUAUUACUUAUAAAAUUUUACUUUCAGAAAAGACGUUUUGGAGGACCAAUAUUUCGCUGAUGCUAUUAGUGAAUAUAAACAAUAUAGCGUAAUGCCCGUUUACGGACUCAAUGUUCAUAGUAUAUUGAAACAUGAAACGCUUGUUCUUACUUUGGGUGCACUAGAUAAAAUUGAGUCUCAAAUAUUAUCGGAUAUGCAUAGUCCUGAAUAUUUGGAGAAAAGAUUCACCAAGGCCUCUAGUUGGUAGUUAAGAUGAACUCAAAUUCAUUUGUUUGUAUAGUAAUUGUUUACUUGCUAAGUUACAACGCUUAUAUAUAUAUAUAUAUAUAUAAACAUAUAUCCUUAUUUGGAAAAUGUUUUUGUUAAUUCUUUAAAUAGGAAAUUUACUAAUUUCAAUACAAUAAAAAAUUUUGAAGUCUUAUUCUUUUCAUGUUUUAAGACCUUGG
Molecule: messenger RNA, 1197 nt
Organism: Dimorphilus gyrociliatus
Lineage: Eukaryota; Metazoa; Annelida; Polychaeta; Dinophilidae
Source: the annotation of a GenBank genome assembly